Messenger RNA from Aspergillus fumigatus Af293, 1098 nucleotides. RefSeq lists its product as uncharacterized. The record is from RefSeq and is a predicted model, not a curated record. NCBI's taxonomy places the organism in Eukaryota, Fungi, Ascomycota, Eurotiomycetes, Eurotiales, Aspergillaceae.
AUGGCCGACUCACUCGCCUACGACUACACCAGUUGGCAAUUCCUCGAGGGGAUCGGGCAAGCAUCGCCAUUGCAACAGGAACUACAGACCGAGGAUGACUUGCGCCUUGCCUUUGAGUUGUCUUCUCAUGGUCGCAGCGAGAACGACAUCGCGUUGCUCAGCUCGGAUAAUUGCCUGCCAGACGGGCAAAUUUCGGCAAAGGCAGCAACCGCAGCCACAGGGAUAGUGCAGGCGCAAAUGCAUUCACCGCCAAUUGAGGUGGGAAUGGGAAUGGGAAUGGGAAUGGGAAUGGACCUGGAUAUGGCGAUGGCGAUGGAGAUGGACAUGACGAUGGAGAUGUUUGCUCAGGGCAUGGAUUUCAUCUCAGAACCUCCCUUCCCCGAUCUCUCGCUCGGCCACGGGCAAAAGGCCCCCGACGAGCUAUCCUUCCUCCGCUCCACAUCGGACGAUGUCACACAACGAGCGUUGUUCAUGACUCCAUCCGGCAUCACCUCCCCAUCUUCAUCUUCAUCUUCACCGUCAUUUGCAUCCACAUCGCCCUCGUCACACCGGAACUCUUCCUCUCCGUCGCUAGAUCCCUGCACCCCCAGCGCCACCAGUUCGACAAGCAAGGAAGACGAAGACCACGACUGGGACUGCGACCGCGACCGGGACCCGUCGCUUGGCACGGCCCUGGGUAUGGACAUGGGCAUGCAUUUCUACAAAUUGCCCGAUAGGCUCGACUCCUCCUCCUCCUCCUCCUCCCCCCGCCCACCCCGCCUGCAUCGUCCUCACCACCACCCGACCCAGCCUUCUCUCCACCGGAUAAAUCACCGCGCCAGUGCCGCCGCCGACGACGAAGACGCACUCACGCCUCUUGAAAUGCCCGACGGCAGUACCCGCUUCACCGCGAAUUGGCUGCCGGUCGACCCGACGGGUGGGUUUACCAUUGAUUCACCAGAGUCCGCGUCUGCAUCGGCGAUGGAUGUCGGAGAUCCGUACGGACAUGGAUACAGCCCGCAAGACCGGGCGUACGGGUAUGGUUACGCAGAGGGAGACCUUGCGAUGGAAUUCAGCAAGGAGGCGUUUAUCCAGAUGCCUGCCCCGGCGCCGGUGUGA